Messenger RNA from Carica papaya (papaya), 2894 nucleotides. The record is from RefSeq and is a predicted model, not a curated record. NCBI's taxonomy places the organism in Eukaryota, Viridiplantae, Streptophyta, Magnoliopsida, Brassicales, Caricaceae.
AUCUCUGCAACUAAUUUUCUAGUCCACCUUUCCACUUCGCAUCAUCUGAAAAUGUUUGUCCAUUUGAAGAAGUCAAAGCAUACUCGCAUUUAGUUUCUCAUUUAUAUAUGUUUCCUAUUAGAAGUAAUGACAUGAACGAUAUUUUGGAAAAUCAUGCACUUUUGCUUGCAUAUGAAUGCAUUGAUCGAAAUUCUCUUAUGGAGUGAUUAUCAAAAGAUGGGCAAUCAAAAUGAAAUAAAGGAUUCAUUAGUUAAGAAAUACUUUUGGUUUCGACAUAUGAUGCACGCCAUUAUUAUUCAAACUCUUUUAAUAUGUGCUUAUGACUGAAUAUGUGCUUUCAUUUUCUUUUUUCAUUAAGGAAUGGUGAAUAGUUCUUCCCAGUUGCUUAUAACCUGUAUUUGUUUUGUUGUUCCUGGUUUUGGAGAGUCAUCAGACUCCUGCUUAGUUUAAAAAAUUAUUUGGAAAAUUUAUUAAAAUUGGUCGAGAUGUUUGAAAGCUGUGUUUUGAAGUAAAUUAUGUUAAAACUUUGGAUCAGCCUCCAUUCAGAAGCUAGGUACUGCUUAACUUUUGUGAUCUGGUUCUGGAUUUCUUUUCUGAAAACUGUCUAGAUUUCUUUUGGAACAAAAGAUGGUCUGUAGAUUAUCGGAAUAAGUUGUUUGCCUUGAUUUUUGAAAUUUUACAUUGUUUUCAGAGAGAAAAAAGGAAAAUAUUACAAACAAAGGCACCAAAGGGAUGCCACCCAUGGGCUGAUGUACAUCACAAAAAGAAAACUUUUUAACACAAGGGAUUGAGUGAAGACCAUUGGUAUUGUGGGUGAUGUCUUAGCAAAAUACAACUCUUCCUUACAGGAGAACAUUGUUUUAUACAUUUUAGGAUGAAAAAAGCAUCAAUAGAACCCAGAAUAAUUGGUUUGAAUUUUGUGCCUUUUGUUUUCUAGAUGAGAUGGAUCAUAUAUGUCCUUUGAUCAACCAGCAAACCAGUACAGGGGAAUCAAUGAAGAUGUCACUGGUAUCCCUAAGAUUCCUCGUGGAUGUCUUAGCAAGAUACACGCUCUUUUCAGAGGAAAAGAUUUGUACAUAUAUUUCAGGAUGAAAAAAACACCAAUAGAACCCAAAACAAUUUAUUUGAAUUUAUGCCUUUCCUUUUCCAGAUGAAAUGUAUGUCCUUUCUGCAAGCAGCAAACGAGUGUCUGUUCAGCUUUUGGGGAAGGACAAGAUUCAAGACAAACUAAGUAGAUUUGAAGAGCUGACAAGUGCUUCACUAGCUUAUCUGGGCGUUAACUCUCCGGGAGCUCCAGGCGACAUCAGUAUAGUGCUUCCAAAUCUAAAGGAACUUGACAUCACUGGGAAUUUGAUCUCAGAAUGGAAGGAUGUUGGCACCAUUUGUGAACAGCUGCCAUCUCUUUCAUCCCUCAAUUUAUCUUACAAUUUGAUGAAGCAAGAUAUCUGGGGGCUUCCACAAUUAAAAAGUAUACGUGUUCUAGUUUUGAACUAUACGGGUAUAAACUGGACUCAGAUUGAAAUUCUUGAGCCUUCAUUACCUGUGAUUGAAGAAUUACAUCUGAUGGGUAAUAGCAUUUCCACGAUGAAGCCGGCUUCAUCAUCUGCUAUCCAAGGAUUUAAUUCUUUGCGGCUUCUGAAUUUAGAGGAUAAUUGCAUAGCUGAAUGGAGUGAAGUCUUAAAGCUUUCUCAGCUGAGAAGUUUGGAGCAGCUUCAUUUGAACAGGAAUAAGUUGACCCAAAUAUUUUACCCUGAUAAUGAUAUGAUAGAGCAACUGCUAAGUAAUUAUAACACUCAUGCGAAAAGCCAUAUUCCGUUUCAAAAUUUACGUUGCCUUCUUCUAGGAGCUAACAACAUUAAGGAUGUCCACUCAAUUGACUCACUGAACUCUUUUCCCGAACUGGUGGAUAUCAGGCUUUCUGAUAAUCCAGUAGCCGAUCCUGGAAGAGGAGGUAACCCAAGAUUUGUUCUAAUUGCACGAUUAGCAAAAGUCGAAAUACUGAAUGGGAGUGAGGUAAGUGCUCGUGAAAGAAAGGAAUCAGAGAUCCGGUAUGUUCGUCUAGUAAUGUCAAGGUCAAAUGGCAGCCAAGAAGAAAUUGAACGACUCCAUCCAAGGUUUUCUGAACUCAAAAAGUUUCAUGGAAUUGAUGAUGAAAGACCAUCUAUUGGAGCAGCUGGCCCCCAGAAAAUGGCUUCAGGGCUAAUAUCUAUCACUCUGAAAUGUGUUGGUCCAUCCAUGGGUGAGAAGCCACAGUUGAUCAAGAAACUGCCAGCAUCUAUCACAGUUGGUAAGCUCAAGAUUCUUUGUGAAAGCUUUUUCAAGCUCAAGUCUGUCAAGACAAGGCUAUAUAUCCAGGAGGAGGGUUCUCCUCUACCUGUACUGCUUGACGACGAAAUGGCAUCUUUGGUGGAUGUUGGAAUUGGCAAUGAGUCAACUAUUCUUGUGGACCAAGAGAAUUGACAGAAACAACUGGAGGAGGUGUUCUAUGUGGCAGAUUGGAUCUUGUGGUGAUCAAUUCUGGACUCAUGAAAGGAAUGGAUUAGGAAGAUAUCCACAUUGGUUGUUACAGUAAUCAGAAGGAAGAAUAGAUGAUUGGAGGUUGAUACUGUAAUCCUAAAAGUUUGAAUAUGCUAUUUUUUUAAUCCACAAAAUGGCUUGUGCUAGAGUUUCAGUUUUCUUGUAUGAGAAAUCAGGCUUCCAGAUUUGGAAAAUGAUCCAUACAUGACCUAAACUUGCCAGAAGGAAAAAAUAUUGGUCCAUAGAUAAGUGGAUUCUUGGAUCCAUCAAGGUUUAUGCUUUGUAAAAAUCUGAUCUGAGCUGACUUCACUUCAUGACUAAAUUAUUAUAAACUAGUUGGUAUGUUAUGUAUAAAUAGUCACUGAAAUUUGGUAAAA